AUGCCUCCCAAGAAGUGGGACGAAGAGGAGAGCGGCGACGAGAGCUCCGGCCCUGCCUCUCCCGUUGGCGGCGCCAUCCCCAUCCGCCGCAAGUUUGAGGACGAGGAGGAUGAGGAUGACGUCCUGGACUCCUGGGAUGCCGCCGAAGACUCCGAGGUCGAGCGCGAGAAGGCCAAGAAGGCCGAGGAGGCAAAGGCCAAGGCCCUCGAGGAGGCUAAGAAGAACAAGAAGUCCAAAGCUCAGCGCAUCGCCGAGCUGAAGGAGGAGCGCGCCCGCCUCGAGGCCGAGGACUCUGGCGAGGAGGAGACCGAGGCCGAGAAGAGAGAGCGCCUCCGCCGCACCGAGAAGGAGUCGGACCUGAAGCACGCCGAGGACCUCUUCGGUGAUAUCGGCGUUCCCGCCGGCCGCAAGGCCAACGUCGCCGGUACCGCCGUCCAGAUCGACCCCAACGACCCGACCAAGACGGCCAACAUCGCCGACAUGCCCCUCUUCAACCCCAUCACCAAGACCCAGUUCGAGCACCUCCGCACCACGCUGACCCCCAUCCUCGCCAACAACUCCCGCAAGGCUCACUAUGGCCUCUUCCUCCAGGAGUUCACCAAGGCCCUGGCCAAGGACCUGCCCAGCGACCAGAUCAAGAAGAUUGCCAGCACUCUCACCGCCCUUGGCAACGAGAAGAUGAAGGAGGAGAAGGCCGCCCAGGGCGGUAACAAGAAGAGCAAGGCGGCCAAGACCAAGGUCUCUGCCGUCGUCAGCCGUGCCCCCGUGGCCGACACCGAGACGUACGAGGAUGACGGCUUCGGAGACGACGACUUUAUGUGA
Molecule: messenger RNA, 822 nt
Organism: Colletotrichum spaethianum
Lineage: Eukaryota; Fungi; Ascomycota; Sordariomycetes; Glomerellales; Glomerellaceae
Product: eukaryotic translation initiation factor 3 subunit J
Exons: 4
Coding region: 1-822 (273 amino acids)
Cellular component (GO): eukaryotic translation initiation factor 3 complex; cytoplasm
Molecular function (GO): translation initiation factor activity
Source: RefSeq, a predicted model, not a curated record